This is a messenger RNA of Wickerhamiella sorbophila, 1437 nucleotides long. RefSeq names its product Golgi apyrase. Lineage: Eukaryota; Fungi; Ascomycota; Dipodascomycetes; Dipodascales; Trichomonascaceae. Gene Ontology annotation, cellular component: membrane. The record is from RefSeq and is a predicted model, not a curated record. Gene Ontology annotation, biological process: nucleoside diphosphate catabolic process. Gene Ontology annotation, molecular function: nucleoside diphosphate phosphatase activity. Bases 1 to 1437 code for a protein of 478 amino acids. The transcript has a single exon.
AUGUCAGAAUCCCCGGAUGUUCUCUGGAACUACAUUGUCGUCGUUGACGCCGGCGCAGAAAUAUCACAGGUGUUUAUUUACCGGUAUAAUGACAAUGUAGAGCAGGGGGAGGUAGUCAAGCUCGAAACGCAGAGAGACUGGUCAACUCAAAUCGCACCAGGGCUAGCAACGUUUUUGGACGGCAAGAAUGAAAGCAACCUGGAUUUAGAGAAAGACCACCUCGAAGCAAUUGACGCAUUCACGAAAUCCAUUGUUCCCGCGGAUCAAAUGCGAAGGACGCCACUUUUCUUGCAUUCCACGGCUACUUUGAGGGCAGAACAAAAAAAGCCCCGGCAUAAGCUGAUGCAACAGAUUUGCUCUUACUUUAAAGAUAAAAGCGAGCUCAUUGUUGAAGAUUGUCAGAACCAAAUCUACGAGAUCGUCCCCGAGAUGGAAGCGUCGCUGGGGUGGUUGACUGUCAACUCCCUCAAGGGAACACUAGACAAGUCAGAAACGUUUUUGGAACUGGCUCCAGGCAAUGUGCAAGCUGUAUUUGAGCCCAAGGAAGAUCUCAAGUCAAAAACGUACCGCAUCAGACUCAAUGGUGGAAAUAGCGACGCAAAGUCCUACGAUGUGCUGCCCAAAGUUUAUGAAGGGUUGGGUGUACUGACAUUGCGUCAAAAGUAUGUGGAUGAUUUAAAGGGCCCCGAGGACCCCUGCAUGCCAAUAGGCCUUGAAUUGAAUGGCCAUAAUGGUACGGGAAACUACGAGGAGUGCAGCAAGGCCGUGCACCAAUAUGUGAAAAAGAUUGACGACCUGGAUUUGGAUCAAGACGAAAAGUAUAACCACAAGGUGGUGGCUACCAACAUGUUUACAAAGUACAUUACGGCGGUUGACGGCAAUAUUGACAAGUUAAAGGCAUUCUGUGAAAGCAAUUGGUCGGAUAUUGAAAGAGAUCGGCUGACGGAUGCUAAAGAAUCGCUCACCGUCGCGGACUUCCAAGAGCUUUGCUUUGGUGCUACUGUUGCCUUUGAUGUUCUGCAGGAUGGAUUCUCCCUCAAGAUCAACGAUAUAGAGUUGGUCAAAGAGAUCAACGAUGUGCCCUAUUCAUGGACCUAUGGUCGUGCUCUUGUGUAUGCAUGUGACGAAAAGCACCCCGGUGGAGGCAUUCAACCGAACUCGGCAAGCAAUAUCUGGUACCUGGGCUCUAAUCCUUCAAUGGCGCGGCCUCAAUUAGGAGACGUUGCGUCCCGCCUAGACAGCGGUUCGCACCGGCUCUACGGCGGUCUCGUCUUUCUCGGGGCCCUCCUGCUCGUGGUGUAUCUUCUUCUGGGCAAGACCCGCCGACAUCAAAUCUCUCAAGGAAUCUGGAAGCGGUUUGGGGGCCGUGAAAAAUACGUCGGUGUUCGUCACGACGACUUUGAAUUGGACGAACUCGACGACGAAUAUGAAGUGUAA